This is a messenger RNA of Dermacentor andersoni, 4384 nucleotides long. The record is from RefSeq and is a predicted model, not a curated record. Lineage: Eukaryota; Metazoa; Arthropoda; Arachnida; Ixodida; Ixodidae.
ACCAACUGUUCGCAAACUCUCGACGUGCGCAGCAUUGAACGUGUCGUUCAUGACAGAGCUGAACAGCCGAGAGGAGCUUAUCCUGUACAACAGCUUGAUCAUCGCCUGUGCCAUAAUCUUGGCCAUAUUUUGUUUGGGCCUGCUGCUGAUCUUCUACGCCAAGCCGUCCCCGUCGCCGCUGGCGUGCCUGACGCCCAAAUGCAUCGAGGCGCGCGGGUACUUACGCCGUAUGAUCAACACGAGCAGGGACGCUUGCAGCGGCUUUUACGGCUACGUCUGCGACUCGUGGCUGGAGCGACGAAAGGACGGCGGGAGCUUUCACCGGGACAACAUCGCCGCGUGGCUGGCCAAGAUCAACGAGACUCUUCUGCGCAACGUCAGCUGGAGAGGACACCGCAUUGCAGCUUAUCGACCCUGGGCCACGACAAGGGACAGCCGCGAGCAAGUACAACGCGAGCACCCUGUGCCUGCAACGGCUGCACAAACGACUUGGUCUGCAGCGCCACACCGUCGGCAGCGGCGAAGUGCAGCGUCACGCCAUGUACCUCCAGGCCUUCAGCUUGCGGCUGGCCUACGAGCGUCUGCUUGCGAGCUUCGGACCAGAGGCCUUGACCGACGAGUCCCGCGUGCUGUGGCUCGAGGCGCAGAAGACGUUCUUCAUCCGCUUCUGUCUCCUGUCUUGUGACACCGACCAGAAGCCCAAUCCGCUGUCCCCUCGAGCUGGUUGCCUUUUGCCGCUGCACGCCAUGCCGGAGUUCGCCGCGGUGUUCGGUUGCACAUGGCGAGAGGACUUUGUCAGCGAUAAUUGUCCCCUUUAAUUAACUCUGAAACGCGAAUGAUUCGUACACAAACAAGAAAAAAUGUGCUGUUAAAGUGCCGUUAAGAUGCUGCGUGAACAGUUGUAUUUUCAUUGCCCAUUCAGAAACUUUGGAAGGAACGUGGAGGCGUUCCAACCGCUGUUGGACGUUCCGUAUGCACGCAUUUUUCACCGGUUAUAUGCCUUUGUGGCGUCAAGUCCACGUAUUACCUCGACAUUUGGUCUGAAUUUACGAUUUUGUGCCUUGCUAGUUUCAUGGUAUUUUUCGUACUUACCUCUGCAGCUUUAAGUUGUCCGGGUUUUCAGAAAGCUGCUAACGCUAACGUAUAUUCGAUCUUUUCCCUGGAAAUUUCGCUUCGUUGUUCAAGUAUUUGUGGCCACGCAGUCACGUGUACCUCGUAUGAGUGCGACAUUUAUUUGCAUGAGCUCUGAUUACUUAUUAUGUGAAUGUUUCUUUGUCGUGGCGCUCGACAUGGAGUCGACGUUAGCAUCGAAAAUGUUUAUUUGUUCUUUUAUUUCUUCCUUCUCCGUGGUUGGAAUGAUGGUGAUGGAGCUUGUUGUUGUAAAGCCCGUGCUCACCGUGUUAGCCGUGGUACUUGCAGGGUCAGGGUUCUCAUAUACUAAAUUUCACAUGUGCAGCCAAAUUUGCAAUGUUUAGUUACCUUAGCUGUUCCAGUGGAUGUAUUACGGCAUUCGAACGAACAGGAGGGCUAUGGCUGUAUAUAGUUCAUGAUUGCAUUACUGCCUAAAAAUUUCUUCCUUCAGAAUGCACACAAUGCGAAACGCGCAAUAACAGAAGCUUUCAGCGAAGGGGUAAUUCCAAUGUCACAAUUUAGAAACCUGGAAAAUGCAGCAAUGUACCACGAGACAACCGCCAGACUCUCUUCAAUUCAAUUUGCUGCAUUUCACAGACAAAAGAAGACCGGCGUUUCCACAACUUGAUGCACUUGACAUACCAAAGUGAUUCCAGGCCCAAUCUGAUAUCACUGAUAUGUUUGUGUCUAUACAAAAAGAGCCUCAAAAGUAUGGACAUGAAUUCGGAGACUCAAAGUAAAAAAAAAAACAGUUUGAUCCCUAGCACACUUAUUUUCGAAAAUGUAGAAUAUACUGAAAUUUCACUAGUAAGGAAAUUAAAUUGUCAGUUUUUCCAAGGUGGGGUUACAAAUGAGAUUUGCGCGUGUUAUUCCACAAAAGAUCUAAAUGAUUAUGCAUCAAUUGACAGUACCAACCCGGUUUCUUUCCCCGCGCAGUGAAGUUAGUCUUUAAUUUACUGAAGUCAAUGAAAAUAGACGGUGUAACCGGAUAUUGAGAAACCAGAGCAGAACCGAUCACUGGCGUUGCUGGUACUUUGUUUGCCCCGCUAGGUCAUAUAUGCGGCAACUCGCUGGUUACAGAGAUUUUUCCUAGUAGUAUGAAAAUAGCCCGAACAGUAGUUCUGCAUAAAAGUGAAUUCUUCAACAAAUUCAAUAUUUACAGCUACAAAUCUCUGCUACCUCUUACUUCAAAAGCUUUAGAACUUAUUUUAAAGAUAAGGCUAACCGUAUUUCUGGAUCAAAACGGGUGCUUGUCGAAAAUCAGCAGGAUUUUCGCAAAAGUAAGUCAACAGAAUAGUCACUACUUACGAAUAAGGCAGUAAUACUUAAUUUUGAAGAUAAGGGAUGCACUGUCAGAGUUUUUUUUUUACUUCAGAAAAGCUUUUUAUUCUAUUAGGCAUCACAUUAUGUUUCAAACGCUUCCUCUAUAUGAAAUCACAGCUGUUAUUUUAAAUCUUAUUUGCAGUUUUGUUUUCGGAUAGACUUCCAUUUGUACGCCACAAAAGUGGGAGGAAGGGCCGUGUAACACAGGGGCCCAUUUUGGGCCCCAUAUCUUUGAUAAUUUAAAUCAGUGAUAUUGUAAAUACACCGCUUACACCUAAAUUGGUCCCCAGCGUCUAUGAUAGCAGUUAACUCUUUUUUCGGUCGUACUUUAGAGGAAUUACAAACAGUGGUACACGAUUGGUUACACGAGUAGCAAAUUUGAUUAUCUCAAUAAAGUUGAAGUAAAUGUUUCUAAAACUAAGUUUAUUGUGUUUAAGCGUAGGAAAAAUCCUGUUAUCACUGAUAUUUCUGUUUGUUUUGCUCCGCGCGCAAUUGAACGGGUACUUGUAUAUAAAUUUCUAGCAGUACUUUUCAGAUAAAAUUUGAAUUGGUCUCAUCACAUAAAUCAAGCACAUUCUAGCAUCUUCAGGUGUAACCGCAUGUUUUCUAAACUUCGACAUGUGGUUCCUACUUGGUUAUAACGUCAGUUGUAUUACUGACUCAUCUAUUCUAAUCAAUACUACUGCUUAUUGGUUUGGGACACCACGAGCAAACUAGACUGAGGUAGGGCUAACAAUCCCUCAAAAACAAGCUGUCCGCCACAUAGAAAACUUCGGAUGGCUCGAUCACACCGCAGAGUUCUAAAAAACCGACGCUGUAUUUGUUGACACAUAAUUAGCUAAUACCAAUCAAUGAAAACAAAGAUAUAGCCACUUUCAUGUUCCAUUCUAUAUAACCAACUACGGAACGAAACAGCCCAAGCACCUAACACCUUUCCUUUUCUCAAUAUCAAACCCGAAAGUUCUAAUAGGAAAGAAUGUAUGUCAACGUCGCGUUCAAAAAGUGUUGUGAAAUCUUUGUUGUCCUCUACACCGGCACAUAAUACGUAUGACCUCUAGCACCAUGCAGUGUAUGAUGUAUGUAAAAAAUUUUUAUUUGGGUGUGACAUCAUGCACCAGGGAGAGGCCGGCUUCGAUAACCGAAGGCAUUUGCUAUCGAUCCCGGCACACACUGGAUUGAGCACCUCCAACGAAGCGGCUCACCGCGCUGCUCGAGGCCUCGCUCACCGAGCGUCAUCGGCGGAAGAGCUAUCGCGGGGUACUGCAAACGUCUGGGCUUGGGAGGGUCGUAUGACCAGGUUCCACGACAUCACGACACACUAUCAGUUAGACACGCGAAUACCCAUUCCCUCACGCUAGGUUAAAUAGGACGCAAGCAGUACCCUACAGACAAUUACAAACAGAUUUUACAGAAACCCUAGACUAGUGCACGCCAUGCAUCCAGAUAUGUACACCACAAACAGAUGCACAUCGUGUGGCUAGGUUGCCACACUUAAUCACAUGUUAUGUGAGUGCCAGGACUUAACAAACAAGUCGGGCAGCGCUGACCCCUCCGUCUCUUCCACUGCCAGCCUUCGCUGGCGCUGGCAGACCGCACUGCUCAGCUCGAACCUGACAGCCCAACUUUCGGCAGUACAGCGAGCCGAGGAAGCCGCUUCGAGACAAGGUCUCGGAACCGCGUCCGCGGCGGGUGCCGAGACCCAUUAGAAAGCCACCGAACUCGAAUCUCAUCGAUUUCAAAAUAAAGUUUACGUUCUUCUUCUUUUGCGUGAUAAUAUUUGUCACUAAUUUUGCUGUACCAAGUUUAUUUGCCCGUACUAUGCUUCUGCAAUCUGCUGCUGAAUUUUGUUCACGCUACUGCUAAACAGUGCAUGGGUGGAAGGGCCACUGCGAGGCAGUCUUUUAUGCCUUGAGUCACACGUUCCCCUGGC